Molecule: messenger RNA, 726 nt
Organism: Drosophila teissieri
Lineage: Eukaryota; Metazoa; Arthropoda; Insecta; Diptera; Drosophilidae
Exons: 1
Coding region: 1-726 (241 amino acids)
Source: RefSeq, a predicted model, not a curated record
AUGGAUGCAGUCAAGGCCUACAAGGAGUCGCAAUUAAAGGUAGAAACACUUGAAGAGAUAAAUAUACCAAGUGGAUCAAAAUUAUCUGAUUCCGCAUCAGCUCGGAGCUCCAGUCCAGUUGAUAAUCUGGUUAAACUGGUGGACAGAAGAGCGGACAGGGUGAGGCAACAGAUAAGCCUAAUAUACGAAACCAUGGAUAGUUCAAGUGAGAUUAAACUAGUCAAGCAGCUGGCAAUGAUGAAAAGUCAUUGGUCCAACGUGACGGACACACUGAAACUGCUUCAAAACAAGUAUGACAGAACUGCCUUUGAUCAAGAUGAAGAAGACAUUCUGCAAUCUGAUGUUGCCGCACUAGAGAUGGUACUUCAGAGGAAGUUGGAACAGUUCAAAAGUUCCAACUACGACGUGCCAGAACUCCCAAAAGUGGACCUUCCAACGUUCAAUGGAAAUGCGAAGGAAUGGCCAACAUUUUACGAGCUGUUCUCUGAACUAAUAGACAGCAGGAAGGAUCUCAGCAACACAAGGAAGCUGGGAUAUUUAAGAGCCUGCUUAAAAGGAGAAGCUCAAAUGGUGGUUAGCCAUUUGAUAACGGGAUCAGCGGCUAGUUAUGCAGCAGCGUGGGAGCUUAUCUGCAAACGCUAUGAGAAUAGCAGAAAAAUAUUCUCCCAACACUUCAACAAAUUAAUGGAACUGGAGUGCUUGCUGCCCCAUGAUGAGAAAAAUUAA